Molecule: messenger RNA, 1226 nt
Organism: Rhagoletis zephyria (snowberry fruit fly)
Lineage: Eukaryota; Metazoa; Arthropoda; Insecta; Diptera; Tephritidae
Source: RefSeq, a predicted model, not a curated record
GGGUAAGUGUAAUUAUAUACUCAGGUGAUUAAAAUGUUAGAUAGUUUCCAUCAAUUCAUAAGACAUGACCAACGGAAUUUGAAUUCACUAUAUUACGUCAAUGUCUGUCAUCCCAGAAAUGUUUUAUCUCGAAUAAGUCUAAAGCCCAUCUCAUCGGAUAUCGUCAUUGUUUUUCAUACUUCUGCACUAUAUACCAUCGCGACGAGCUACUUAUAAAGUGUGUUUGUUUUACAACGAGGGAGGACUUUACUUCUCAAUUACCCACUCAAUCCAAAGUAGUACAAGUUGGCUGAAAUAAUCCAGGGUAACUGGAAAACUUUAAACUUGGAAAAUAUUUCAUACAAAUUUCGACCAUUUUGAGGUUUCCGGGCCUCCAAUAUAUACAAUUUAUUUGUUUGUAUAUAGUAUACGUAUUGAUAAUCUAUCGAUAUUGAUGUCACUGUUAUUCGAUAUUUAUUCAUUUUCUUUCAUAGUAACGUAAGUUUACAGCUUUUAUAGCCUUAUCCUUCUUACAAUGAUUAUAUCCGCUGAAUACUAUCGAAUCCGACGAUAAUUUUUAAUUAAAAAAUGUUUUAAUGUUUUUUUUUAGUUUUUAGAGCUAAUUUCCUUAAAUAUCUUUUGAGCGCUCUUAAUAUUAUAUGGAUUUCAGUUCGAGCAGUCGUCGAUGUGCAGAUGCCGAACGUUAUCGUACCCAAACGAUAAUUUACACUACAGCAACUACAACAACAACAACCGCAAUUACAAGUAAUGUGACAGGAGUAAAAGAUACCUACGGCAGCGCGGAAGAAUCGGCCGGACCGUAUUCUCUAACUUCCACCGACGACAGCCCCUCGGAAAAUAUUUCUUCACUCCGCGCAAUAACGCAAAAGUUUAAAUUCAUAAAUAUGCCUAUUAGCACAUCCAACGGCGCGACAGAAUCAGAAGCGGCAGAGGUGAGAGGUGCUCCAGAUGGUGGUGAUUGUACCAGUAUUGAAUGCGAUCAAAAUUCCGAAACCGAGUCCUGUCAUGACCAACAUGAAACAUAUGGCAUCGCUGAAAAUUAUGAUGACCAGAGCGAGGAGUACACUUCUGAUGAUAGUGAAUCGGAGGAGCAGUCGGUGGCUAAGCCGCUGGCACGCGCACGUAUUGCCAAUCCAAUUGAGCUAGCUGCGACCGAAGAUCCAAUAGUUGCCGAGCCGAAGGAUAAUUUCACCGGACCUCGUUGUCCACGAGUACAACAUGACUAA